Messenger RNA from Coregonus sp. 'balchen', 7521 nucleotides. The record is from the annotation of a GenBank genome assembly. NCBI's taxonomy places the organism in Eukaryota, Metazoa, Chordata, Actinopteri, Salmoniformes, Salmonidae.
CAUACACGUGGUAUUUUGGUAUGAAGGACGCAGAACGUCACAUAAGUGGCUAGAAUAGUCCUUCUAUAACAGGGACAACAUUUUAUACAACGACACAAUAUCAGCGGAAGCAUCAGAAAAAUGCAUUAAUAUCGUUUUCACGCAAGUUAUUGUAUUGUUGAAGAAUGCAUAUCGCCGAUUUCGUUGCAGGAUCCAUAGGAGGUACGUAACCUAUUGCAAUCGGGAGGCUGUGUAGCGUUAUUUAAAAACAACGUAGCCUAAUAUGAAUAUUGGGUGUCCAAACCCUGAAUAACAAGCUCAUGGAAAAGAUCAUUCAUAGAAAUGUUGUGUGCGUCAUCAAUAAUAUUUGAAGGUUCAUUCGUUAUAGAAGUGUGUGACCCCACUUCUUUUGGGGGCUUUUGAGGUUAUAGGGUAGCAGCCUCUGCAUAUAUAGAUAUUCUAUAUAAUUGUACAGGAGAAUGUUGCCUGGAAACCCGACGUUGAAUGGAUUGAAUUCUAUGUUCGGCAGAAAUUAGCAUUUUAAUCAGGAAAGUUUCCUUUCACGACCUCUACAAGCCAGAAUGUUGAAUACAAUUAUACUUUAAGGUACUUUACCUGUUGUCCAUGUUCAUGCUGUUGGUUCUUUUGGCAGUAGGAAUGUGAGACAAUAUGUACACAGAACAGUUUAAUUACAUAAACUUUUCAAAGCACUGGUAGUGCCUUCAGAUUUAGAUACAUAUUUUUAUUUUUAUUUAACCAUUAUUUAACUAGGCAAGUCAGUUAAGAACAAAUUCUUAUUUACAAUGAAGGCCUACCAAAAGGCAAAAGGCCUCCUGUGGGGGACGGGGCUGGGAUUAAAAAUAAAUAAAUAAAUAAAAUAUAGGACAAAACACACAUCAUGACAAGAGAGACACCACAACACUACAUAAAGAGAGACCUAAGACAACCACAUAGCAUGGCAGCAACACAACAUGACAACAACAUGGCAGCAACACAACAUGGCAGCAGCACAACAUGGUAGCGGCACAAAACAUGGUACAAACAUUAUUGGGCACAGACAACAGCACAAAGGGCAAGAAAGUAGAGACAACAAUACAUCAUGCGAAGCAGCCACAACUGUCAGUAAGAGUGUCCAUGAUUGAGUCUUUGAAUGAAGAGAUGGAGAUAAAACUGUCCAGUUUGAGUGUUUUUGCAGCUCGUUCCAGUCGCUAGCUGCCGCGAACUGAAAAUAAUAAUAAUAAUAAUAAUAAUAAUAAUAUAACAUUUAGCAGACGCUUUUAUCCAAAGCGACUUACAGUCAUGCGUGCAUACAUUUUUUGUCUAUGGGUGGUCCCGGGGAUCGAACCCACUACCUUGGCGUUACAAGCGUUACAAUCCAAAGAGGAGCGACCCAUGGAUGUGUGUGCUUUGGGGACCUUUAAUGUGUCUGGCAGAACUAGUGUUGUAUGUGGAGGAUGAGUGCUGAGGUAGGUAUCUCAGAUAGGGGGGAGUGAGGCCUAAGAGGGUUUUAUAAAUAAGCUUCAACCAGUGGGUCUCGCGACGGGUAUACAGAGAUGACCAGUUUACAGAGGAGUAUAGAGUGCAGUGAUGUGUCCUAUAAGGAGCAUUGGUGGCAAAUCUGAUGGCCGAAUGGUAAAGAACAUCUAGCCACUCGAGAGCACCCUUACCUGCCGAUCUAUAAAUUAUGUCUCCGUAAUCUAGCAUGGGUAGGAUGGUCAUCUGAAUCAGGGUUAGUUUGGCAGCUGGGGUGAAAGAGGAGCGAUUAUGAUAGAGGAAACGAAGUCUAGAUUGAAACUUAGCCUGCAGCUUUGAUAUGAGCUGAGAGAAGGACAGUGUACCGUCUAGCCAUACUCCCAAGUACUUGUAUAAGGUGACUUCCUCAAGCUCUAAACCCUCAGAGGUAGUAAUCACACCGAUGGGGAAAGGGGCAUUCUUCUUGCCAAACCACAUGACCUUUGUUUUGGAGGUGUUCAGAACAAGGUUAAGGGCAGAGAAAGCUUGUUGGACACUAAGAAAGCUUUGUUGUAGAGCGUUUCACACAAAAUCCGGGGAGGGGCCAGCUGAUUAUAAGACAGUAUCAUCUGCAUAUAAAUGGAUGAGAGAGCUUCCUACUGCCUGAGCUAUGUUGUUGAUGUAAAUUGAGAAGAGCGUGUGGCCUGGGAUCGAGCCUUGGCGUACUCCCUUGGUGACAGGCAGUGGCUGAGACCGCAGAUGUUCUGACUUUAUACACUGCACUCUUUGACAGAGGUAGUUAGCAAACCAGGCCAAAGACCGCUCAGAGACACCAAUACUCCUUAGCCGGCCCACAACAAUGGAGUGGUCUACCGUAUCAAAAGCUUUGGCCAAGUCAAUAAAAAUAGCAGCACAACAUUGCUUAGAAUCAAGGGCAAUGGUGACAUCGUUUAGGACCUUUAAGGUUACAGUGACACAUCCAUAAACUGAGCGGAAAACAGAUUGCAUACCACAGAGAAUACUAUAGACAUCAAGAAAGCCAGUCAGUUGAUUAUUUACAAGUUUUUCCAACACUUUUGAUAAACAGGGCAAAAUAGAAAUUGGCCUAUAACAGUUAGGAUCAGCUUGAUCUCACCCUUUAAAUAAAGGAUGCACCGGGGCUGCCUUCCAAGCAAUGGGAACCUCCCCAGAGAGGAGAGACAGGUUAAAAUGUCAGAGAUAGGCUUGGCGAUAAUAGGGGCAGCAACCCAGAUGUUUUUUUGGGGUCAAGUCUAAGGAGCUCUUUUAGCACCUCGGACUCAGUGACUGCCUGUAGGGAGAAACUUUGUAGCGGGGCAGGAGGGAAAGAGGGAGGAGCCUCGGGGCUAGUCGCAUUAGAAGGGGUGGGAGAUGAGGACAUUUUGGACGGGCAAGGAGGCAUGGCUGAGUUAAAUAGGAAUCCUGACUUAAUGAAGUGGUGAUUAAAAAGCUCAGCCAUGUGCUCCUUGUCAGUAACAACCACAUCAUCAACAUUAAGGGACAUGGGCAGCUGUGAGGAGGAGGAGGGUUUAUUCUCCAGGUCUUUAACCGUUUUCCAGAACUUCUUGGGGUUAGACCCACAGAGAGAGAACUGCUCCUUAAAGUAACUAACUUUGGCCUUUCCGGAUAGCCUGAGUGCACUUAUUUCUCAUUUGAGAAUUAUUUAUUUUAGCUUUUAUUUCUUUCAUCACAUUCCCAGAGUGUCAGAAGUUUACAUACACUAAAUUAGUAUUUGGUAGCAUUGCCUUUAAAUUGUUUAACUUGGGUCAAACGUUUCUUCCACAAGCUUCCCACAAUAAGUUGGGUGAAUUUUGGCCCAUUCCUCCUGACAGAGCUGGUGUAACUGAGUCAGGUUUGUAGGCCUCCUUGCUCGCACAUGCUUUUUCAGUUCUGCCCACAAAUGUUCUAUAGGAUUGAGGUCAGGGCUUUGUGAUGGCCACUCCAAUACCGUGACUUUGUUGUCCUUAAGCCAUUUUGCCAGAACUUCGGAAGUAUGCUUGGGGUCAUUGUCCAUUUGGAAGACCCAUUUGCGACCAAGCUUUAACUUCCUGACUAAUGUCUUGAGAUGUUGCUUCAAUAUAUCCACAUAAUUUUCCUUCCUCAUGAUGCCAUCUAUUUUGUGAAGUGCACCAGUCCCUCCUGCAGCAAAGCACCCCCACAGCAUGAUGCUACCACCCCCGUGCUUCACGGUUGGGAUGGUGUUCUUCGGCUUGCAAGCCAUCCCCUCCAAACAUAACGAUUGUAAUAAUGGCCAAACAGUUCCAUUUUUGUUUCAUCAGACCAAAGGACAUUUCUCCAAAAAGUACGAUCUUUGUCCCCAUGUGCAGUUGCAAACCAUAGUCUGUCUUUUUUUAUGGCAGUUUUGGAGCAGUGGCUUCUUCCUUGCUGAGCUGCCUUUCAGGUUAUGUCGAUAUAGGACUUGUUUUACUGUGGAUAUAGAUACUUUUGUACCUGUUUCCAGCAUCUUCACAAGGUCCUUUGCUGUUGUUCUGGGAUUGAUUUACACUUUUCGCACCAAAGUACGUUCAUCUCUAGGAGACAGAACACGUCUCCUUCCUGAGCAGUAUGACGGCUGCGUGGUCCCAUGGUGUUUACAUUUGCUUACUAUUGUUUGUACAGAUGAAAGUGGUACCUUCAGGUGUUUGGAAAUUGCUCCCAAGGAUGAACCAGACUUGUGGAGGUCUACAAAUUUUUUUCGGAGGUCUUGGCUGAUUUAUUUUGAUUUUCCGAUGAUGUCAAGCAAAGAGGCACUGAGUUUGAAGGUAGGCCUUGAAAUACAUCCACAGGUACACCUCCAAUUGACUCAAAUGAUGUCAAUUAGCCUAUCAGAAGCUUCUAAAGCCACAACAUCAUUUUCUGGAAUUUUCCAAGCUGUUUAAAGGCACAGUCAACAUAGUGUAUGUACAUUUUUGACCCACUGGAAUUGUGAUACAGUGAAUUAUAAGUGUAAUAAUCUGUCUGUAAACAAUUGUUGGAAAAAUUGCUUGUAUCAUGCACAAAGUAGAUGUCCUAACCGACUUGCCAAAACUAUAGUUUGUUAACAAGAAAUUUGUGGAGUGGUUGAAAAACAAAUUUUAAUGACUCCAACCUAAGUGUAUGUAAACUUCCGACUUCAACUGUACAUGUACAUUGAGAUGCAUGCAUACUUGCCAGGCUCGUGCACGUGUUUACAUGGUUCUGUGUAGGCUUCAGGUGAUAGAAAUCUGAACAGACUACCAGUGCUUUGAAAAGUUGAUGUAAUUAUACUUUCCUGUGCAUAUAUUGUCUUACAUUCCUACCGCCAAAAGAAGGAACUGCAUGGACAACCAGUAAAGUGGGUAAAAUAAAGUAAAGUGCGUUAAAAUAUAAUUGUAUCCAACAUUCUGGCGUGUAGAGGUCGUGAGAGGAAACUUUCCUGAUUCAAACCCUAAUUUUUGCCCGACAUUGAAUUCAAUACAAUUAUCAGGACUGUCCAGAAGGCCUCAAAACCCAAAUCAUUUUCUAAACAUUGUAACAUAUUUGGCAGUCUAUCCUCCUUGAUCAACAAGGCCAUGUCAUGCACCUAUGUUACUUUUUGUCAAAUACGUUUUUUACAGUAUUACAGAGUAUCAACUUAAUGUUGCGUGGCAGUCAAAAUUGUUAUGCCAUCACAAUGUUAUGAUGUUGUAAGCAAGGACCAGCAGGCAGACUGAUAUGUGCUCUAAAACAUGUAUCUAGUCGUCUUAGCAGCUCCUUUAUUUACAUUUGGUCAUAGAAAUGUGGUCAUGUUACCACAGUAACACCUGGAGUUUGCUUAAUUAAGAUAGUUAGCUAACACAGAUGUCGUCAUUCACCAAUCACGCUAGCUAUAAUAACAUUGUAAUAACAAUGUCACGUAGGCUUAUGGUCUAACAGCUGCUGUGUGUGUGGUCUUUAUGAUUUCCAUUUCUCUGUCUAAACACAGGGGCAUGUGGUGUUGCUGUGGGAUAUCCUCUUGAUACAGUAAAGGUAAGCGUUUUGAUAAUGUGUUUUAUUGAAGCGGAGACAUAAAGUACAUACCUAAAGAUGCUGCCAUGAGCCUUAUUCUGGUGAAGACACAGCUCUUGAUAGGCGGAACUCUUUCUGACGUUGACAGGUCAGGAUACAAACUCAGAAGCAGUUCACUGGGAUAUGGCAGUGCUUCAUAACAACGUUAUCUAAAGAAGGGGUGAGUGUCAAUCUUUUCUGUCAUAAAGCUGUCCUAAUCAGUUGGUUCAUCAGUCACCUUAUCUUAUUGUCUAAACUGAGAAGCACGCUGACCCACCCUCCUCUCUCUCCUGUACCUCCAGGUCCAUGGCUUCUUCAAGGGGAUGUCCCUGCCUGUUACCACGGUUUCCAUGACUUCCUCUGUGGUGUUUGGGACGUACAGGAACUGCCGUCAGUGUCUCAGUCAGCUGAGGGGAGGACCAGGAACCCCAAACACCAAACUAGAAAUCUUCCUCUCUGGCCUGGCCGGGGGUGUGGCUACGGUGAGGAGUUCUAUUUCUGAGGAUAGUUAUUAUUUUGUUGUUGUUUUACAGAAUGAACCUUCACAGGAUGCACUCAUUGUGAUUGUAUGGCCAUUGUAUUUACGUUCUAAGGGAGGACAAUGUCAUAUUAUCCACACUUGGACCUUAUUGUUCACCCUGCUACCAUCUAGAGGGCGGAGACAGUACAGGUGCAUCAAAGCUGGGACCGAGAGACUGAAAAACAGCUUCUAUCUCUAGGCCAACAGACUGUUCAAUUGUCACCACUAGCCGGCCUCCGCCCAUUACCCUGCCUUGAACUUAGUUACUUUUACUAACCGGCUACCACCCGGUACUCUACCCUGCACCUUAGAGACUGCUGCCCUAUGUACAUAGUCAUUGAACACUGGUCACUUUAAUAAUGUUUACAUACUGUUCUACCCACUUCAUAUGUAUAUACUGUAUUCUAGUCAAGGCUCAUCCUAUAUAACUACUGCUGUACACACCUUUUCUAUUCAUAUACUGUCCAUAAUGUUUAUACACACCAUCAUAUACAUAUAUAUUUAUAUUUCGGACUCUGACAUUGCUCGUUCUGAUAUUUCUUAAUUUCUUUCUUAAUUUAUUGAGGAACUGUGUGUAAUGUUUUGUACUGUUAGGUAUUACUGCACUGUUGGAGCUAGAAACCUGCGAUAACAUCUGCAAAGUAUGUGUACGCAACCAAUAACAUUUUAUUGGAUUUAUUGACAUUAUUUGGCUUUAAAAUAUGGUAGUCCUGUUACAGUGUAAUUAGUGAGUAACUGCCAACCUGUAUGUGAAUUCACUGACUGUCCCGUUUCCUUAUUCUGGUCUCUCAGGUGACAGUGAUGUCACCAGGCGACAUAGUGAAAGUCAGGCUGCAGUGUCAGACAGAGUCCAUGCGAGCCAGAAAAGGGGCGAACUUGCCCAAACCCAAGUACCGCGGCCCCGUCCACUGUCUCCUGACCAUCGUCAGAGAGGAGGGGGCGCUGGGGCUCUACAGGGGAGCUCUGCCUCUCAUGCUGAGAGACGGACCGUCCUACGCCACUUACUUCCUGACUUACAGCACACUCUGUGAGUGGUUCACCCCGACUGGAAAGAAGGGACCAGGUGGGUGAGAUUCUAUUGGUCCAAAGCGUGGGCUUCAGUACUCAACAGGAUGCAACGUUACGUAAAAAAAAAAACGUUGCCGCCCUAUGAAUGUGUUCUAGUCUACAAAUGGUUAAAGUAAUUAUUGUUGUAGUUUAUAAAUAGAGCAUUUAACCCUAAUCUCUAUCUCUUGCGAUUCUCAGAGUGGACAGGGGUGAUGCUGGCCGGCGGGUUGGCUGGUAUAACCGGCUGGACAGUGGGUACGCCCAUGGAUGUGAUUAAGGCCCGCCUCCAGAUGGACGGAGCCAGGGAUAUCAAGAGAUACAAGGGCUUUGUCCACUGCAUCACAGAGACAGUCAGGGUGGAGGGGUCAGGGGUGUUCUUCAGGAGCUUGGGGAUCAACUGUCUACGUGCCUUCCCUGUCAACAUGGUGGUGUUUGCUACCUUCGAACUCCUGGUCGGCUUCCUCAGAACACAGCCUGACGCUAUAGAACCCCCCACACUGCUUCCUCAGAACACAGCCUGA